Messenger RNA from Puma concolor (puma), 4776 nucleotides. The record is from RefSeq and is a predicted model, not a curated record. NCBI's taxonomy places the organism in Eukaryota, Metazoa, Chordata, Mammalia, Carnivora, Felidae.
AUGGGAAACGCAGAAAGUCAAAAUGUAGAGCAUGAGUUUUAUGGAGAAAAGCACGCCAGCCUGGGCCGCAAGCACACGUCGCGCUCCCUGCGCCUGUCGCACAAGGCGCGGCGGACGAGGCACGCGUCCUCGGGGAAGGUGAUCCACAGGAACUCCGAAGUGAGCACGCGGUCCAGCAGCACGCCCAGCAUCCCCCAGUCUCUGGCCGAAAAUGGCCUGGAGCCCUUCUCCCAAGAAGGCGCCUUGGAGGACUUCGGCAGCCCCAUCUGGGUGGACCGAGUGGAUAUGGGCCUGAGACCCGUGUCGUACACCGACUCUUCUGUCGCUCCCAGCGUAGACAGCAGCAUCGUCCUCACAGCCGCCUCUGUGCAGAGCAUGCCAGACUCGGAGGAGAGCAGGCUUUACGGGGAUGACGCUGCGUACUUGGCUGACGGGGGCAGGAGGCAGCAUCCCUAUACAUCCAAUGGGCCCGCUUUCAUGGAGACGGCGAGCUUUAAGAAGAAGCGCUCCAAAUCUGCAGACAUCUGGCGGGAGGACAGCCUGGAAUUCUCACUCUCCGAUCUGAGCCAAGAACAUUUAACAAGCAACGAAGAAAUCUUGGUUUCCACUGAAGAGAAAGACUGUGAGGAGGCUCGGGGGAUGGAACCCCGGGCGAGUCCGCGGCGGCUCAGCGCCUGUCAGCGUGCCAAUUCCCUGGGUGACUUGUACGCUCAGAAAAACUCCGGGGUGACGGCAAACGGGGGGCCAAGGAGCAAAUUUGCAGGCUACUGUCGGAAUCUGGUGUCUGAUAUCCCCGAGCUUGCAAACCAUAAGAUGCCACCGGCUGCUGCUGAAGACUCUGUUCCUUACAGUAAUUACAACACACUCCCCUGUAGGAAAUCUCACUGUCUUUCCGAAGGUGCCACCAACCCACAAAUUAGCCAUAGCAACAGCAUGCAAGGCAGAAGAGCAAAAACAACUCAGGAUGUUAAUGUCGGCGAGGGCAGUGAGUUUGCGGACAGCGGGAUCGAAGGGGCCACCACCGACACGGACCUCCUGUCCAGGCGAUCCAAUGCCACCAACUCCAGCUACUCGCCCCCCACCGGCCGCGCCUUUGUGGGCAGCGACAGCGGCAGCAGCUCCACUGGGGAUGCGGCCCGCCAGGGGGUGUACGAGAAUUUCCGGCGGGAGCUGGAGAUGAGCACCACCAACAGCGAGAGCCUGGAGGAGGCGGGCUCGGCGCACAGCGACGAGCAGAGCAGCGGCACCCUGAGCUCCCCGGGCCAGUCGGACAUCCUGCUCACGGCGGCGCAGGGCACGGUGCGCAAGGCCGGGGCGCUGGCCGUCAAGAACUUCCUGGUGCACAAGAAGAACAAGAAGGUGGAGUCGGCCACCCGGAGGAAGUGGAAGCACUACUGGGUGUCCCUGAAAGGGUGCACACUCUUCUUCUAUGAGAGCGAUGGUAGGUCUGGAAUAGACCACAACAGCAUCCCUAAGCACGCCGUGUGGGUGGAGAACAGCAUCGUGCAGGCUGUGCCUGAACACCCCAAGAAGGACUUCGUCUUCUGCCUCAGCAAUUCCCUGGGUGAUGCUUUCCUCUUUCAGACCACCAGCCAGACGGAGCUGGAAAACUGGAUCACCGCCAUCCACUCUGCCUGCGCGGCUGCCGUGGCGAGACAUCACCACAAAGAGGACACGCUCCGGCUCCUGAAGUCCGAGAUCAAAAAACUGGAACAGAAGAUUGAUAUGGAUGAGAAGAUGAAGAAAAUGGGCGAAAUGCAGCUGUCUUCGGUCACCGAUUCGAAGAAGAAGAAGACUAUAUUAGAUCAGAUCUUCGUUUGGGAGCAGAAUCUCGAGCAGUUCCAAAUGGACCUAUUUCGUUACCGCUGUUACUUAGCUAGCCUCCAAGGUGGGGAACUGCCAAACCCCAAAAGGCUACUUGCUUUUGCAAGCCGACCAACGAAAGUGGCAAUGGGCCGCCUUGGAAUCUUCUCUGUAUCAUCCUUCCAUGCCCUGGUGGCAGCACGCACUGGUGAGACCGGAGUGAGACGUCGUACUCAGGCCAUGUCCAGAUCCGCAAGCAAGCGAAGGAGCAGGUUUUCUUCCCUUUGGGGUCUGGACACUACCUCCAAAAAGAAGCAGGGACGCCCCAGCAUCAACCAGGUGGGUUCCAGGUUGACUAAUUUGAUAAAAAGAUCCCUCAUUGUUUGUUCUGAUGACACUGUUCCAGAUGGCAAGAGGGAGAAAGAAAUGGUCUUGCCCAGCGUCCACCAGCACAAUCCCGACUGUGACAUUUGGGUCCACGAGUAUUUCACACCAUCGUGGUUCUGUCUGCCAAAUAAUCAGCCAGCCCUGACGGUCGUCCGGCCCGGGGACACUGCCCGGGACACCCUGGAGCUGAUCUGUAAGACACAUCAACUGGAUCACUCUGCUCAUUACCUGCGUCUGAAAUUUCUAAUAGAAAACAAAAUGCAACACUACGUUCCAAAGCCCGAGGAGGACAUUUAUGAGCUGCUGUACAAAGAAAUUGAAAUUUGUCCAAAAGUCACUCAGAACAUCCAGAUUGAGAAGUCAGAUACAGCCAGUGAUAAUUAUGGCUUUUCCCUUUCCUCUGUGGAAGAAGAUGGCGUUCGAAGGCUCUAUGUGAAUAGUGUAAAGGAAACUGGCUUAGCUUCCAAGAAAGGCCUGAAAGCCGGAGAUGAGAUUCUCGAGAUCAAUAGCCGGGCUGCAGGCACCCUGAACUCCUCUGUGCUCAAAGAUUUCCUCACGCAGCCGUCUCUGGGCCUCCUGGUGAGGACCUACCCCGAGCUGGUCGGGGGUGUGGAGCUGCUGGACUGCCCGCCCCACCGAGCGGACGGCCCCGCGGAUCUCAACGACAGCCCCCUGGCCUUCCUCAGCAGCAACCCAGGGCACGGCCUGUGCGGCGAGCAGGGCAGUGGUGCUGAGACCGCUCUGGAGGAGACCGAAGGGCCGGACCUGGAAUCCUCAGAUGAAACUGAUCACAGCAGCAAGAGCACGGAACAGGUGGCCGCAUUUUGCCGCAGUCUGCAUGAGAUGAACCUCUCUGACCCGAGCCCAUCGCCUCAGGACUGCACGGGGCCUCAGCUGGCCACCAUGAGGCAGCUCACCGACGCUGACAAGCUGCGCAAGGUCAUCUGUGAGCUCCUGGAGACGGAGCGCACCUAUGUGAAAGACUUAAACUGUCUCAUGGAGAGAUACCUAAAACCUCUUCAAAAAGAAACUUUCCUCACCCAAGAUGAGCUGGACGUGCUCUUCGGAAACCUCACCGAAAUGGUAGAGUUUCAGGUAGAAUUUCUGAAAACCCUGGAGGAUGGAGUAAGACUGGUCCCUGAUUUGGAAAAGCUCGAGAAAGUCGAUCAAUUUAAGAAAGUGCUGUUCUCCCUGGGGGGAUCCUUUCUGUAUUACGCUGACCGCUUCAAGCUCUACAGUGCCUUCUGCGCCAGCCACACGAAGGUCCCCAAGGUCCUAGUGAAAGCCAAGACGGACACGGCUUUCAAGGCGUUCUUAGAUGCCCAGAACCCGAAACAGCAGCACUCGGCCACUCUCGAGUCUUACCUCAUCAAGCCCAUCCAGAGGAUCCUCAAGUACCCGCUUCUGCUGAAGGAGCUCUUUGCCCUGACGGAUGCCGAGAGCGAGGAGCACUACCAUCUGGAUGUGGCCAUCAAGACUAUGAACAAGGUUGCAAGUCAUAUCAAUGAAAUGCAGAAAAUUCAUGAAGAAUUUGGGGCUGUGUUUGACCAGCUCAUUGCUGAACAGACCGGUGAGAAAAAAGAGGUUGCGGAUCUGAGCAUGGGGGACCUGCUUUUGCACACCACCGUGAUUUGGCCAAACCCGCCAGCCUCCCUGGGAAAGUGGAAAAAGGAGCCAGAACUGGCAGCCUUUGUCUUCAAAACUGCUGUGGUCCUUGUGUAUAAAGACGGUUCCAAACAGAAGAAGAAACUUGUAGGAUCUCACAGGCUUUCGAUUUAUGAGGACUGGGACCCCUUCCGGUUUCGGCACAUGAUCCCCACCGAAGCUCUGCAGGUUCGAGCUUUGGCAAGUGCAGACGCGGAAGCAAAUGCCGUGUGUGAAAUUGUCCAUGUAAAGUCUGAGUCUGAAGGGAGGCCGGAGAGGAUCUUCCACCUGUGCUGCAGCUCUCCAGAGAGCCGGAAAGAUUUCCUGAAGGCUGUGCAUUCAAUCCUGCGUGAUAAGCACAGAAGACAGCUCCUCAAAACUGAAAGCCUUCCCUCAUCCCAGCAAUAUGUACCUUUUGGAGGAAAAAGAUUGUGUGCGCUCAAAGGGGCCAGGCCAGCCAUGAGCAGGGCAGUGUCCGCCCCAAGCAAGUCUCUUGGCAGAAGGAGGCGGCGACUGGCUCGAAACAGGUUUACCAUUGACUCUGAUGCCAUCUCGGCCAGCAGCCCGGAGAAAGAGUCCCAGCAGCCCCCCGGUGGCGGGGACACUGACCGAUGGGUAGAGGAGCAGUUCGAUCUUGCUCAGUACGAGGAGCAAGACGACAUCAAGGAGACAGACAUCCUCAGUGACGAUGAUGAGUUCUGUGAGUCCGUGAAGGGCGCCGCGGUGGACACAGACCUGCCCGAGCAGCUUCAGGCUGCGUCCAUCAGUCAGCGGGAGAGAGGCCGCAAAAGCCUGGAUAGUCACGCGUCCCGCAUGACGCAGCUCAAGAAGCAAGCCGCCCUGUCGGGCAUCAAUGGAGGCCUGGAGGGCCCGAGCGAGGAAGUCAUCUGGGUUAGGCGCGAAGACUUUGCCCCCUCCAGGAAACUGAACACUGAGAUCUGA